AUGUCGCCGCGCCGGCAGCGCCCUCCCACCCGCAAAGAGAUGGAGGGUUCUUGGAAGGCCAGGUCGAUCGAACUGGAGAGGACGAAGACGCUCGAGUUACUUAGAGAAUCGCUCUGCAUCAAAUGCAUCGAUUCGCAUUUGGAAAAAGAGCCACGUGAUGACCAAGGUAGAAUGAUGGACGGCAACAGGGCGAUGCCCUGUCUGAAUCUGGCUGAUUUCGCGGAGUUGGAGCCCGCAACCAGAUCGGCUCAGAUUGAAGGAAUCAAGGGAAUGACCGUCGAGGAAGCACGGAUGCUCCAGCAUGAGAAGAGCGGCGGCGCAAUCGCGAAGCCUAGCCAAAUGUCAAUCAACCUCAGCCCGACGUUGCUCAGAUUGGUCGCUGGCAGUGAAACGUCAAUGGUCCAAGUUCAGGGUGAAACGAUCCAGAGCGACUUGGAACGUACCCAGGACAACUCUCGUCCCCAGAUUCCACGCACGAAAUCUCACGUCAACGAAUCAACUGGGAAGAUCUGGGACAUGGUCGACUUUCUAAUCCUGGGGGGUGUCAGCAAUCGGGCGUUCCAUUCAGGAGACAUCGAUUCUCUCGUGAUAUUCUUAUAG
This is a messenger RNA of Penicillium cinerascens, 600 nucleotides long. RefSeq lists its product as uncharacterized. The record is from RefSeq and is a predicted model, not a curated record. The transcript is spliced from 5 exons. NCBI's taxonomy places the organism in Eukaryota, Fungi, Ascomycota, Eurotiomycetes, Eurotiales, Aspergillaceae. The coding region runs from base 1 to 600 and encodes 199 amino acids.